Messenger RNA from Drosophila suzukii, 2503 nucleotides. Its product is annotated as sodium-independent sulfate anion transporter. Gene Ontology annotation, cellular component: plasma membrane. Gene Ontology annotation, biological process: transmembrane transport. NCBI's taxonomy places the organism in Eukaryota, Metazoa, Arthropoda, Insecta, Diptera, Drosophilidae. Gene Ontology annotation, molecular function: sulfate transmembrane transporter activity. The record is from RefSeq and is a predicted model, not a curated record.
AGCAAUCUAAAAUCCACAAUCUGCGAUACGAUCUCGAGAUCAUUAUCAGUGGGAUGAUCUCGGCCAGUGCUAUUAUUCGACAGUUGCGAUUUGUGGAGGACAGACGUGCGAUUAACUAAGAAAUCCGAAUUCCGAUCCUUACUAGCGAUGUAUCCGCAACUUGAAACAGAAGCCGAGGCUCUGGAAAAUGCCACCGCGCGGGCUCUUUUACCAGGUGCCAUAAGUAAACCCGCCAGUGAAGCCGGAAAGGCUCCCAAAACGAGCAAAUGGAAACGCCGCCUACAUCGCCAUAUUCCGGUCUUCCAAUGGCUACCACUUUACACCACCGAAUGGGGAAUCGACGACUUUAUAGCCGGUAUUACCCUGGGACUCACGAUCAUACCCGAAAGUAUGGCCUGUGCCCUAUUGGCAGGUCUGCCAGCUCGUUACGGAUUGUGUUCAGCGUUUAUUGGACCCCUGAUAUAUCUGAUCUUUGGCUCCAUCGACAAAGUCAUCAUCGGACCCACCAGCCUGGUGGCUCUGGUCAGCGUCCAGUUCACCGUGGGACGACCCAUCGAAUUCGCCUUCCUGCUCACCUUUCUCAGCGGAAUUGUACAGAUCAUUAUGGGCACCAUGCAAAUGGGCUUCAUCUUUGAGUUUAUCUCUAUGCCGGUGAUCAAAGCCUUUUCAUCGGCCACUGCCAUCCUGGUUAUAGAAUCUCAGCUAAAAGUACUGCUGGGCAUUAAGUACUUAGUAGCGGGACUUCUAAAUUCAGUUGGAAUGCUAAGUUCCCGCAUUGAAGAGUCCAAUAUGGCAGAUCUCAUAGUUGGGAUUUGUGCCAUUGUUUUUUUGCUCCUCUUGGAGUUAUUGGAUCGAGUAGCUAGUAAUGAAAAGCGAAGCAAAAUUUUAAGGAUAUGCUGUCGGUAUUUGUCCACUUCAAGGAACACAUUGAUUGUACUCAUUGCUGGCAUUGUCUCCUAUAUUUGGAUUCACAAGAGUGGGCAAGUUCCAUAUGCUCUCAGCAAGAGUGCCCUGGCCACUCUGCCCAAUUUUACAGUGCCAAGUUUGAAUAUUGUAACCCCCGAGCGUAGCUACAGUUUCUGGGAGGUUUUAAAGGAACUUAAUAUUGGUAUUAUAGUCAUUCCAAUUGUUGGCAUACUGACGAAUAUAUCGAUUGGAAAAUUAACUCCCAAGGGAUUGGUGGAUACGAAUCAGGAGCUCCUCACCGUAGGCCUAUGCAACAUGUUCGGAUCUUGUGUCCAGGCAAUGCCUUCAUCAGGAGCCUUUACCCGUUACGCCAUUAGCACUGCCUGUGGCCUCAGGACUCCAAUGGCCAAUCUGUAUUUGGGCAUCAUCGUGCUGCUGGCCCUGAGCUACCUGAGUCCGUACUUCAACUACAUCCCGGAAGCGACGCUGGCGGCCAUCCUGAUAUGCUCGAUAUUCACGCUGCUGGACUUCAAGCUGCCGAUGCGAUUGUGGCGCGACUCGAAGCGCGACUUUGCCACCUGGUUGCUGUGCUUCCUCGUGUGCGUGCUUUUUGGCGUGGAGGUGGGCCUGUUCGUGAGCAUUGUGGUGACCGCCCUGCACCUGCUCUACCUGUGGGCACGUCCCGAGAUCCGGGUGAAGAUUGAGCAGCUGGAGGAGAUGCAGUACAUCCGGGUGACGCCGGGCAACGGUGUCUACUUUCCGGCCAUCAAUUAUCUGAGGGAGCGAGUACUCAAGGCCUGUACCCAGGCGGACUUUAAGAUUACGGUGGUAAUCGAUGGGCAAAGGAUCAAUGGUAUGGAUUAUACCGCUGCCCAGGGUAUAUCGAAGCUAUCGAGUGAUCUGUGUAGACAGGCAGAUGCCUCCAGUUCUACUCUCCUGAUCCUGUUCAGAUUUCCGGAGCACUUGCAACGCCUCAUUGAUCACACGGAUAACUUGGUCUUCUGCGAGAGCGAGAACAAAGUCAAGGAGUUCUUAACUCAGGAGUCCCUGCGCAAUGGCUACAUAAACCUGAAGGAGCACAUAAGGGCCUCCAUCGAUUUGGGCUAUAAAAUCGACAUCGAUUAAGGAAUACCUACCUGCAUAUUCCGCCCCCUAGUUAGCUGCUUGUGUUAUUUAUUUAAGUUUAGUUGGAGAAAUUGUCGUAGCUGGCUGCAAAUGGAAAUAAAAGUGAAGGAAAAGUGGAACAAAUGCCUUGAUGGCAGCAAUUUAUAAAAUCCCCCCCCAAACCCAAACCCAAACUGACCUAUGGAGGAGAUGGGAAUGGAAAUGGGGCUGGGGGAUGGGCGGAAUAGAUGCGGUGCCGCUGGCGACGCCGUCAAUGAUUGCCAAGCUAAUGGAUUUCUGUUUACUUUUUCACUUAGAGCGGGCGCCAAGGAGGAAAAGCAGCAGGAAAAGCAGCAGAAACAGCAGCAGCUGGAGCAUAAGGAAAAAACAAGGUUUUGAAAAAUAGCGCAAAAGAAAUUAGAGAAAAGCGAAAGCGCACAGCUAACUUUUCUAACCAAAAAAAAAAAAGAAACGGAAAAGAAAAAAAACAAGG